Molecule: messenger RNA, 2310 nt
Organism: Leucoraja erinaceus (little skate)
Lineage: Eukaryota; Metazoa; Chordata; Chondrichthyes; Rajiformes; Rajidae
Product: homeobox protein aristaless-like 3
Exons: 4
Coding region: 987-1916 (309 amino acids)
Biological process (GO): regulation of transcription by RNA polymerase II
Molecular function (GO): DNA-binding transcription factor activity, RNA polymerase II-specific; RNA polymerase II transcription regulatory region sequence-specific DNA binding
Source: RefSeq, a predicted model, not a curated record
UUCCUUUGUGUGCAUUUAUAAUCAUUUUCUUAAUUAACGCAUCAGUAUUUACACAAAAAACCUCAUCACCAAUAUCUCAGGGUAACCUAUAUUAAAUCAGAAUGAACAUUAAAAGAGAUGAAAUAACACCAGUGACAAUAACAAAUGUCAAAUUCAGCUCUUCCCCAACCACACAAAAAAAUGUCCUUCCUGUAUUUCGAGGGAAGAGUGUGAUCAGAUGAUUCCAGAUAAGUACAAACCUCCAAAGUUCUCGAUUCAGAAAUAGUUUCUUUAGAUUGAAAAAUUGAACAUAUCACCAUCCUCUUGAGAAAAGUGGAAAAGGAGAAACAAGUGGACUAUCAAUGUUUCCUGAAAUGUAUUAGUGAGAAACUGUUGAUGUGGGUGGUUACAGAUUGAUUGCCAAUGUUCAGCUGAAGGACCCGGCAGAGAUUUGUAAAAGAACAGGUCAUGCCUGAAAAUCCUGACUGCUUUUUCAAGUAGGGACUAAGCGGGUGGAAAGGCAGAUUCUAUGAUUGUUAUUUAUUUAGACUUUUAUGAAUCCAUUGAAUAAAGUAUUUUAGAGUACAGGCAAGUAUGCGUUUUUUGUCAUUUGGACUUUGAAAGGUUAGACCAAAAAACAAUCCUUGAAGGAAAAAACUGGAAGUUGUGAAGCUUCAAAGACACUUGGGUCCUUGUAUAACGUCCAAAUCUAGUACAGAAAUUAGUCAAAAGUGCUAAUGAAUUGUUUGUAUUUGAUCCUAGCCUAACUCAGCAGACCAGGCUGCAUCUGUGGGAUGAGAAACGGAGGCAGUGUUUCGGUCUGAACACUCUUCCAUCAGUACUCCUUGGCUCAACACCUUGGGGAGAUGUUUUGGUCUUAAAGGGAACUGCGAUUUAUUAAAAAUGCUAUCUUAAUCGCAGUGUUUGUCCCCUCUAUGUCUGGUUUCGCUGGGAUUUAGGAGUGAAAUCAGGAGUGAAAUGAUCCCGUGUUCAAGAAGGAACUGCAGAUGCUGGAAGAUCGAAGGUACACAAAAUUGCCGGAGAAACUCAGCGAGCGGGUGCAGCAGCAUCUAUGGAGCGAAGGAAAUAGGCGACGUUCCCUACUGAUUGGGUGCCUAGAGCCAGCUAACAUGCCAUCAGUAAGACCCAAGAUUUCAGGAAUGAAAUUCAGAAAUUCAAGCAAAGACGCAGCACUGAAUGUCAAGGUUUCAAAAGCCAUUGACUAUCAUCUUAUGGAUUCCGUUCACCAAGACCCGCUGAAAGUCUGUGCGAAGCUGAAAGAUUCCCCAGGGAGUGAGAUUGCAAGUGAGCGGAGUGAGGGAGAGACCGGCAGCAAAAACAAGAAGAGGCGCAACAGAACCACGUUCACCAGCUAUCAGCUGGAGGAGCUGGAGAAGGUGUUUCAGAAAACUCACUAUCCAGAUGUGUAUGCUCGAGAACAGCUGGCUCUAGGCACUGAGCUGACGGAAGCCAGGGUCCAGGUUUGGUUUCAAAACAGAAGAGCCAAAUGGAGGAAACGGGAACGCUACGGAAAAUUCCACGAAGUCAGAAACCACUUUGCUGCAGCGUAUGAUAUCUCAAUCUUCCCUCGGCCAGACAAUUACCCUCAGAUACACAACAACCUCUGGGCCAGCACUGCAACAAACACUGCCACGGUGUCUUCACCUCUACUGUCCCAGCAACCCAUGCCUUCAUCUUGCAUGACUCCGUAUUCACACUCCCAUGGGAAUGUCGGUGGGUUUAUGGGCAUCUCCAGCGCUCCGACUCACCAUAGUGGCAUCAAGAGUCUUUAUUCCCUUCACGGCUUCCCCAGCUCACGUGCCAGCCACGCCUUUGAAUCGGUGCCUGAAUCUGACUACAAAACGCCCAGUCUUGUUGCUCUUCGAGGGAAGCCAAAGGAACCGCCGGCUUUCCUUUCAUGGGAUGGCAGGAGAUGAUGCCUUUGACUCAACUUUUUUUUUUUCAUCACUGAAGAAUUUCUCUCUACUAUUAUGCUUUUAAUUAUAAAUAAUUGCCUGAGUUACUUCAUGACUCACUGCAGAAGGUGGAGAAACAAUGUGUCAUUUCCAGACGCACGUGGCGACGAUUUCAGAAGGACGUUUAUCUUCCGCUUUGAUAUCAAGAUUAUCCCCUCUAGUGUUGGUACCUAAACCAAGACAUUAACUCCUUGAAAGUGCCAUUAUUGCAAAUACUACCAUCAACAGCAAUUUGCAGAAGAGAUGUGCAUGGAGUUUUGAUUUUUUAUGAAGCUGUGCGAAUGUUAUUGGCCUCGAUCCUUGUAUGCAUACGAACAGAAAAUUAAAUUUAAUUUAAAGAGCUCAAAGUUGCAAA